Messenger RNA from Esox lucius (northern pike), 4880 nucleotides. RefSeq names its product ret proto-oncogene receptor tyrosine kinase (gene ret). The record is from RefSeq and is a predicted model, not a curated record. Bases 18 to 3620 code for a protein of 1200 amino acids. Lineage: Eukaryota; Metazoa; Chordata; Actinopteri; Esociformes; Esocidae. Gene Ontology annotation, biological process: multicellular organism development; positive regulation of kinase activity; homophilic cell-cell adhesion. Gene Ontology annotation, cellular component: membrane; axon; signaling receptor complex. Gene Ontology annotation, molecular function: ATP binding; transmembrane receptor protein tyrosine kinase activity; calcium ion binding. The transcript has 22 exons.
UUGUGUUGUAGUACGAAAUGGAGCCCAGAGGAAUCCUCACACAGAUCUUCUUUUUGCUCAUUCUUACAACUGGGCAAAAUGAAGGAAAGCGUGAAAACAAGUUUUAUUCAGAGCAGCAUGCAUUGAAAAUGGACCAGGCAAUUAUUACGAUCCAUAACCUGCUACCGACUGGCGUCGAUGUCUUCUACAUCUCUGAGUACUGUUACAAGUGUCUGUACCAGCCCCUAGUCAGUGUUCGCAAUGGCCCCCAGAAUGCAACAGUCGUGGUCAGCACUGUCCACACUCUAACACUGCAGUUACGACCAAUGGGCAAAAACAGAACUCUCUGCAGAUGGAGUCAGUUGUAUGAAGAAGCUGGUUAUUACUCUGUCUGGGUCCGAGAGUCAGAACCUCCCAUCUAUGCCACCUGCUACCAUUCUGUCGAUGUGAAUCCAAGUAACACCUAUAUGCGGUUGGUUGGGCUCUACUUCCCCCAGGGCGAGUACAUAGAGACCGUGUAUGUCGGGCAGUCUGCAGGGACACCUGUACUUCAGGUCCAUGCCAUGGUGGAGAGUGACUCUGAGCGGCCCCACUUCUACCUGUGCUGUAUCAAAUUGUGUAAGCAUAUGCCGCCAUAUGCUUCAUGGUUUCACAUGAACGAGAGCUCAGGAAUACUCUCUAUGAAGAAGACCCUGGAGUGGAGUGACUUUGACAAUGCAGGUGGUUAUUGGAAGCUAUCUCUGCACGUCAUGGCGACAAAUGGACCUGUAAAGAACAUCUUCUGCCAGAAUAACCCCUUUGUACAUGUCAGCCUCACGUUCCUCAACACAACAGCAUCACCGUGUGGGGAAACCAAGGAAGAGCUUGAGAAACUCUGCUUCCCUGAAAAGAAAAUGAACAAGGAUACUUCACGGAUUAACUCCCACAUUAAGGAGAAUCGGUUCCCCGGGGCACUUCGGCAGCUCAGGCAACUCACCAGUCUAAACAUCUGCCCCAAUUACACCAUCUCCUACAGUGUGGAGUCAGACGUUCCAGCUCCAUUUGCCGUUAAUGACAGCACCACCGAAUUGGUAGUAACUGCUCCAUUGGACCGCGAGGAAAGAGAGAUGUACAGUCUCAUGCUGGAAUGUAGAGUGCAGACUGCCACAAUAAUCAACAAGUUGUACUUUACCUUACACAUCAACGUCUACGACGAAGACGACAAUGCACCAUAUGUCAACGGAACAGACACCGAUGAUGUGGUGCUGGAGUUUGAUCGGGUGCAGGGAAGUUCAUUUGGCAACUUGUUGGUGUACGACAGAGACACAACAUCUUAUGUUCGCCCGGAGCAGGGCACAAAUAGAUUUGUUGGAAAUAUGAUGACCAACAACUCGUGGAUAAGUGAAUCUUUCACCGUACAAUUCUCUUUCAAAGAAGAGAAGGCUAUUUUUGGCAAUGUCAGAGGCACUGUUUUUGAGUUCAGGCUUGUACUGAAGAAAAAUUUGUCUGUAACUGAAAAUAGAACCUUCCAGCUGGAUUUCCUGUUCAAUGAUACUGCAUACCCGGGCCCAAAAGGAACCGUGUUGCUGCACUACAAUAUUACCAUUUUACCAGUUCCUAUCCGCUUCACCAAUGUGACAUACCUCUUCACCUUAACACGUAAAGCCAACGCCUACGCCCAGGUCGGUAGCAUAUGUGUGGACAACUGCCUGAAGUUUCGGGGCAUUAGUGUAAUGUACCGGCUAGCAGUAGCAGACAACAACGUGUCUGCCGAUAUAAAGUCAUGUUACAAUGCGAUUAGCAUCAUACAGAGCCACAGCUACAUGGCUGGGCUGCUGUUUGUGAACGACACCAAGGCACUCCGCAGGCCGGAAUGCCAGGACCUGCAGUACGUGGUCAUUGCUGAAGAGCAGCAGAGUCACCUGCAGGCCAGCACUCAGAUCCUUAUUGUGCUCAACAGCAAUAUUGAUAAGCAGGACCUUGAGGAUCAGCAGUUCUCCUGUGCAGUGGGGAGACAGCGUGGUGACUGUGAGAACCUCAGAGGCCUGGGGGCACCCACGGGGAGGUGCCAGUGGAGACAGGGUUCUGAAAAAGGAAUAUCAGUAGGUUAUUCCACAUGCUCGCCUGAUCUCCGCACGUGUCCUGAUGGUGUUUGUGACUCAGUUGAAGAUAAAAACACGCUGAUAUGUCCUCAGGAUUGCACAAGAAAACCGAUAAUCGGAGGUCACGAGAAGGGCCUAAUGUCUGGAAUUCGAGCUGGCUAUGGAACCUGCUAUUGCUACUCAGAAAAAUGCUUCUGUGAGAAGGAUGACAUAGAGGAGGCCAUGUGUGACGAUGUCUGCAAGACCAUCAUUGCCUCUGCCGUGCUGCUCUCCUUCAUUGUCUCCAUCCUCCUGUCUUCCUUCUUCAUCCAUCGCUACCACAAGAACUCCCCCAAGCCCCCCAUCGCCUCAGCUGAGAUGACCUUCCGACGCCCUGCUCAGUCUUACCCUAUCAGUUACUCUGCUAACAACGUGCGUCGCGGCUCAUUGGACUCUACUGAGAAUCAAGUGGCUAUUGACACCUUCAAAAUACCUGAAGAUCCCAAAUGGGAAUUUCCACGCAAAAACCUGGUGCUGGGAAAAACCUUAGGAGAGGGGGAGUUUGGGAAGGUUGUCAAGGCAACUGCAUUCCGGUUGAAAGGGAAAGCUGGCUACACCACUGUAGCUGUGAAAAUGCUUAAAGACCACGCCUCACAUAGUGAACUUCGUGACCUCCUGUCAGAAUUCACCUUGCUGAAGCAAGUCAAUCAUCCACAUGUCAUCAAAAUGUAUGGGGCUUGCAGUCAGGACGGUCCCAUGUACCUGAUUGUAGAAUAUGCCAAAUAUGGGUCACUGCGUAACUUCCUGCGUGAGAGUCGAAAAGUGGGGCCUAGCUACAUGUCUGGCAACGAUGCCAAUCGCAACUCAAGCUACCUGGAGAACCCAGAUGAGAGGGCACUCACCAUGGGAGACCUUAUCUCCUUUGCCUGGCAGAUCUCCAGGGGCAUGCAAUACCUCGCUGAAAUGAAGCUUGUUCACAGGGACCUUGCUGCAAGGAACGUCCUAGUUGCAGAGGGGCGUAAGAUGAAGAUUUCAGACUUUGGUUUAUCUCGGGAUGUGUAUGAGGAAGACUCCUAUGUGAAGAGGAGUAAGGGUCGAAUCCCAGUUAAAUGGAUGGCAAUAGAGUCCUUGUUUGAUCACAUUUACACAACACAAAGUGAUGUCUGGUCCUUUGGUGUUCUAUUGUGGGAGAUUGUGACACUGGGCGGAAACCCAUACCCAGGAAUUGCUCCUGAACGUCUCUUUAACCUCCUAAAAACUGGCUACAGGAUGGAGAAACCAGAGAACUGCACUGAGGAAAUGUAUAACCUGAUGCUCCGAUGCUGGAAACAGGAGUCAGACAAGAGGCCUAUAUUCGCAGAGAUCAGCAAAGAGCUGGAGAAAAUGAUGGUGAAAAACAGGGAUUACCUGGACCUGGCGGCGUCCACGCCAGCCGACGCCCUGCUGUACGACGACGCCCUCUCUGAAGAGGAUACGCCCCUAGUGGACUGUAAUAACACCCCUCUCCCUCGAACCAUUCCCUCCACAUGGAUUGAAAACAAGCUCUAUGGUAGAAUUUCCCAUGCAUUUACUCGAUUCUAGAGACAGGACACACAAGUUGUCUUUUUGACAUGUCAUGUUUGGCUUCCUGUAGACAGUGUGUGGCUUUGAUCUUGGCAUGCUUCCAGAAAAAGUCUCCCAUUUCUUAGAAAAUGAGAGUCAGUGGAAAAAAGAGGAUCUUGUGUGGUAUGAUUGCUAUUUGGACCUGCUUCUGAUGUACAUGAAACCCGACCAAAAUAUUGACACAUCUGUAAAUAUGCAAUAUUUCCAUAAUAACAUUCCCUUGUAUAGAAUACUGUAAUUCACAUUCAUUCCUACAAAUUGAUUUGAUUAUUAGGACACUAGUACUUUUUGAACGUCAUAAAACUUUUUUUAAACAAAUUCCAACACUUCACAUCAACACAUUUAUUAAUUUGGAAAAUGCUGUUCAAAAACAGUUUAACAUUUGAAACAGGUCCUUGCUGAAUCAAUAAUUAUCUAUUUUGUUUGGAUUCCAAUCUGGCAUAAGUUAUCUGGAUUGGAUGUUGGCUACCUAUAACGCAUAUAGAUUUUCUUCUACAAUGCUGAAUAGAGAAACAGUAAGGCUUUUGAAUUAAACUCUUGGCUAACAUUGAUAAAUACUUUCAGAAAAACAUUUUUGCAUUCCAAAUUCCCAAACUAAUCCUACAGAUCCUAAGCACUUCCAGUUGACAGUUCAGAAAGUUAUUUAGCAAUAAGAUGGUUGCCAGUGAAGUAGUUAUCAAGAAAUGGGCAGUGACUCGGUGUCCAUGGUUUCCUGUUACAGUGACCCUAUUAUUUUAUCGGCUAUAAUAGAGACAACAAUGAUUAAUGGUGCAUGAGCCAAGGAUAACAUUAACGAAUCAUGACAUACACAAAAAUGUACCAAUAAUUGUUGUUUGCGUUUUCUUUCACUCCUGUAAUCAAUCCAGUGCAUUUCUUCUGUUGAACUGUGUACAAGGAACUGUGGACAUCGUUAUUGUCUGUGAAGUGGCUUUCUUGUAGAAUUCUAAAUUAAUAGCCUUCUCAUGUUCCAAUGUCAGAGUGAAACAUUGGUCUAUAAUUAACUUCUGAAAAAUGGCUUCUGUAAAAAUUGAGGGGGAAAAAACAGUUUCUUUUUGAGAGCCUUACUGUCUGCACUCUACUUUUUCUUUACUCAGUGCAGAAAAAUGAUAUGUUCUCAUUUUUAGGCAUGUCAUACCCGAACUGGCCUGAGAAGAGCCCGGUACUGCUCAACAGACUUGAUGCCAGUAACCCAGUCUUUACAAGAUAUGCCAAUGAUAGUGUUUAUGCAAACUGGAUGGC